GAAACCUUGUAUUAGCCCAUAAUGUAAGGCAGCUGAAGGGCUGAAGAACAGCCCCCCUUGUCUAUAAUAUGAUGAACAGAGGUCUCAAAGAUGAGGAUUGGCUGGCAGAAAGAUGAGGUUUGGUGCUUUAGCACCAGGAGACAAGAUAAUCCCACGCACCUUGUAUACAGAUGGCCAAAUAGUCAAGUGGAAAUCCUUGCAGUUCAACCUGUUCUCCAGCUUGUUUCAGUCAGUGGAAGUUAGGCAAAUUGAUUCUCUCUCUACCAUUCAUCUACAGCCACCUUUGUCAGAAAGAUGCCACUUUGAAAUUAUGCCAUCAUUUGAAAGCAUAGAGGAAGAAAUUAUGAAAUGGUUGAUAAUAUUUUAAAUGAGUUACCAGUAGCAUAUUCACCAGUUGUUAAGAGUUUUAAGAAGGAAACCAGUUAUUUGAGAAGAUGCUCCACAUGUGUUACCAUUCUGGUUACUACUACCAGAAUUAUAUAUAUAUAUAAAAUUAUAUAUAUAAUAAUUAUAUUUUUUUUGUAAACAAACAAACCCACAAGGUUUAAGUUGGAGAAUUAACUGGGAAGACUUGCUUAAGAACAGACUCUAGGGCUGAGUCCUGUGACAGCAAGUUCCUGAUGUAACAAGCGAGUGGGUGGAAUGGGACGGUUGCCUGGCAGAGACUAUGACCUCUCCUGCCUUCACUGUGAUGCCGUGGAGCCACUGCCAGGUCUUGCCACCUUGCACCAGACUGCUUGUAUAACAACAGCACAACAAUCAGUAACCAAAGCUGCUGCUACCAAUCAAGAAAGGAAGUGCACAGGAAAAACCAUGCGCGAGUGCAUCUUAAUUCACGUUGGCCAAGCUGGAGUUCAAAUUGGCAAUGCAUGUUGGGAACUCUUCUGUCUGGAGCAUGGCAUUCAGCCAGAUGGCACCUUCAUCGACCAACCUAGCGAUGAUGACUCUUUUGCCACAUUCUUUGGAGAGAGAAGCUCUGAAAGAUAUGUACCCCGGGCUAUUAUGGUGGACUUCGACCAAACUGUCAUAGGUGAAGUACAGACUGGCACCUACCGGGAGCUUUUCCAUCCAGAACAGCUGAUCACUGGAAAGGAAGAUGCAGCAAAUAAUUAUGCACGUGGCCACUACUCUGUUGGCAAAGAAAAAAUUGACAUGGCAUUAGAUCGUGUCCGUAAGCUGACUGAUGACUGCUCUGGGCUGCAAGGAUUCCUGAUCUUCCACAGCUUUGGUGGAGGCACCGGCUCUGGCUUUACCUCCUUACUGAUGGAACACCUCUCCAUUGAAUAUGGAAAGAAGUCCAAACUGGAGUUUGCCAUCUACCCAGCCCCUCAGGUCUCCACUGCUGUGGUGGAGCCCUACAACUCCAUCCUCACCACACACACCACUCUGGAGCACUCGGACUGUGCCUUCAUGGUGGAUAACGAGGCCAUCUACGACAUCUGCCGCCGAAACCUGGACAUCGAGCGCCCCACCUACACUAACCUCAACCGCCUCAUCAGCCAGAUCGUCUCCUCCAUCACCGCCUCGCUGCGCUUCGACGGGGCCCUCAACGUGGAUCUGACAGAGUUCCAGACAAAUCUGGUGCCCUACCCACGCAUCCACUUCCCCUUAAUAACAUAUGCCCCCUUUAUCCCCUCUGACAAAAUGUAUCAUGAGCAGCUCUCGGUAGCUGAAAUCACCAACGCCUGCUUUGAGCCCAACAACCAGAUGGUGAAGUGUGACCCAAGACACGGGAAGUACAUGGCCUGCUGCAUGCUCUACCGUGGGGACGUUGUUCCCAAGGACGUCAAUGUAGCAAUUGCUGCCAUCAAGACCAAGAGAACUAUCCAGUUUGUUGACUGGUGCCCAACAGGCUUCAAGGUUGGGAUCAACUACCAGCCUCCCACAGUAGUUCCUGGUGGAGACCUGGCCAGAGUUCAGCGAGCAGUCUGCAUGCUGAGCAACACCACGGCCAUUGCAGAGGCUUGGGCAAGGCUCGACCACAAGUUUGAUCUGAUGUAUGCCAAGAGAGCUUUUGUGCACUGGUAUGUGGGUGAAGGCAUGGAGGAGGGAGAGUUCGCAGAGGCCCGAGAGGACCUGGCUGCCCUGGAGAAAGACUAUGAAGAAGUGAAAUAUGACUCAUUUGAAGAAGAAAAUCAAGUAGAAUCUUAAAAUGAAGGAAUCUUAAAAUUCACUCUCCCAUUUCCUGGACAUAAGAAUGUCUCUGUGUGUCUUUUUUUCAUGUGCCUGCAUUUCCACUUGGCUCUUGCAUACCUAGUCCAUUACCAUUUUAGUAGAUUAUAGACAGGAUGAAUUCUCCACUAUGAGAUCCCAGGACAUUAAAUUCAUCGUACAUGAAUUGUACAUUGAUUAAUCAUUAGUCAAUAUGCCUCAGAGUAUGAC
This is a messenger RNA of Apus apus (common swift), 2382 nucleotides long. RefSeq names its product tubulin alpha-4 chain-like. The coding region runs from base 643 to 2151 and encodes 502 amino acids. Gene Ontology annotation, biological process: microtubule cytoskeleton organization; mitotic cell cycle. The record is from RefSeq and is a predicted model, not a curated record. The transcript has 5 exons. Gene Ontology annotation, cellular component: cytoplasm; microtubule. Gene Ontology annotation, molecular function: GTP binding; structural constituent of cytoskeleton. NCBI's taxonomy places the organism in Eukaryota, Metazoa, Chordata, Aves, Apodiformes, Apodidae.